AUGGCCAGACUCUCCUCAGCGCGCUACGGCAAGGACAACGUCCGCGUCUACAAGGUGGACCGGGACGAGGCGAGCGGCACGCACACGGUGACGGAGAUGACAGUGUGCGUCUUAUUAGAAGGCGCCAUCGACGCCUCGUACACGGACGCCGACAAUGGGCCCGUCGUCGCCACCGACAGCAUGAAGAACACCAUCUACAUCAAGGCCAAGGAGCACCCGGUGAACCCGCCCGAGCUGUACGCCGCGAUACUGGGGCAGCACUUCCUGGACACGUACGCGCACGUCAGCGUCGCCAAUGUCGACGUGAAAGCCAAGCGCUGGACGCGCAUGGUCAUCGACGGCAAGCCGCACCCGCACAGCUUCUACCGCGACGGCGAGGACACGCGCAACGUGACGGCGCGCGUAUCCCGGGACGCCGGACGCGAGAUCGAGAUUAGUUCUGGUGUGGCGGGCCUGCUCGUGCUCAAGAGCACCGGGUCGCAGUUCCACGGCUUCGUGCGCGACGAAUUCACCACGCUGCCCGAGACCUGGGACCGCAUCCUGUCGACCGACGUCGACGCCACGUGGCGGUGGAAGCCGUUCCCGUCGCUGCAGGCCCUGCGGGACAGCGUCGACGUGUUCGACAAGGCGUGGGACGACGCGCGCGCCAUCACCAUGAAGACGUUCGCCGAGGAGGACAGCCCUAGCGUCCAGAACACCAUGUACAAGAUGUGCGAGAAGAUCCUCGACGCCGCGCCCGCGACUGAGAGCGUGAGCUACGCGCUGCCUAACAAGCACUACUUUGAGAUCGAUCUCUCCUGGCACAAGGGCACCAAGAACACCGGCAAGGACGCCGAGGUCUACGCGCCGCAGUCCGGACCCAACGGUCUCAUCAAGUGCGAGGUCUCGCGAUCUUAG
This is a messenger RNA of Anthostomella pinea, 897 nucleotides long. NCBI's taxonomy places the organism in Eukaryota, Fungi, Ascomycota, Sordariomycetes, Xylariales, Xylariaceae. The record is from the annotation of a GenBank genome assembly.